Molecule: messenger RNA, 783 nt
Organism: Trypanosoma rangeli
Lineage: Eukaryota; Euglenozoa; Kinetoplastea; Trypanosomatida; Trypanosomatidae
Exons: 1
Coding region: 1-783 (260 amino acids)
Source: RefSeq, a predicted model, not a curated record
AUGAAGUCGGUGGCUUCACACUUUCUUAACAUGCCCCACACACGAGAAGAGGCGGUGGACGCAGCAAGCAAUGGCUGCAAACAGAUGGUAACCAGCGUCUCAUGCAACAUGAAGAUUGCUGCUGUCUCCGAUGAUGUUACACGCACAGCGUGUAACCCACCCCACUCUAGCUCAGUCUCCGCUCCACGUCCUGUAUUUAUUAGACCACUGCUUCGUUCCCCGCGUGUCGGUGAGACGGUGGUGCUUCUGGAUGGAGUUCCCUGUGGCGCUGUGUGCUUUAGUGGGCGUGUGGUGCGCUGUGAGGGGCCUCAGCGCAACGGCAGUGCCUCAGCUCUGCGGCCUUACACCGCCUUAUUGAUUUCCGAUACCACGGGGAUAAUCUCGGUGAUGCAUCUUCACAGAACACGGUCAGAAGCUACUGCUGGCGCAGCUUUAGCGGAUGACGCCUCUUUUUUAACCGGAGAUGCUGCUGAAGUGGCGGGAAGUGCAGACGAUGAGAGUGUUUGCGAGAACGACUAUGUCUUUGUGGUUGGAUGGCUUGCAUUCGCGGAUGUCUCGAAGGAGGUUCGACAUCUUUUGCAAGGAGCCGUUGAUUUUGUCACGGGCGGAGACGGGACAAAGGCCGAUGGCAACUGUUUCUGCGUGCGAGGAGCCGUUCGUCUCAUUUAUGACAUGAACGAAAUUCAUUUUUGGGCUCUUGCCGCUUUGGAGUCCCACGUGCGGCUGUUACGCAAGGCGGAAGGCCCGCCGCGGAUGUUGCCCACAACCAAAAAAGACGCAUGA